Kluyveromyces marxianus DMKU3-1042 is the source of this 1830-nucleotide messenger RNA. It is a transcript of the gene MSB3, whose product is annotated as Rab GTPase-activating protein MSB3. NCBI's taxonomy places the organism in Eukaryota, Fungi, Ascomycota, Saccharomycetes, Saccharomycetales, Saccharomycetaceae. The transcript has a single exon. The record is from RefSeq and is a predicted model, not a curated record. The coding region runs from base 1 to 1830 and encodes 609 amino acids.
AUGGAUCACCAAGAGUCUCAGAGGUCAAAUAGUUUCCAAGUACGUGGUAAAGGUAUGAUAUUUUCGCCGAGUGUGCCUGAUCUGAGUCAACGGUUCAAAAUGAUGAAUACGAGUGAGGGGUCAAUUGGUAGUGAGAGUCUGAGGUUGCCGAAGAAUGUUGAUCAAAACGCAUCAUCUACGAGCAAUUUGCUUGGGAACAAGCGACCCAAUUCUACGAUCUUGAGAGAGAAUUCUGGUGGACUGUCUGUGAUAAAUCUGUAUUGUGAACAGGAUGGGGAAGAAGGUGGUGAAGACGGUGAGAAUAGCCAGUGCCAGAUGAACAGGAGUGAUAUUGAGUUCGAGGGUGAAGGUUUACAUGAAGAUAGUCUUUCGUCUGACGCAAUGCACACAUCAGAGCAGUUACCGACUCCGAAUCCCGAGUUGCAUGGCGAAGGAGAAGGAGGUGAGGUGGAUGAGGCUCCUGGAGUGCAAGUAACGAUUCGCAAUUCAAUGACGUUAAUUGAGGACGUGAAGAGUUCGCAUUUGGACAGGUAUGGGUUUAUGAAACAGACACAGUAUAUUUCGGAGCAGGAGUACAAUGCGUGGUGGUCGGAGUAUUCUAAAUACUGUAUUCGUAGGAAGCGCAAGUGGAAAGAUCUUCUGGUGAAAUCAGGCUUGCCUGUGGAUAAUGAUUAUCCAAGCCGGUUCCCCUCGAGGUCCGAGAAAUUGAAGAGAUAUGUGAGGAAAGGUAUUCCAGCUGAAUGGAGGGGAAAUGCAUGGUGGUAUUUUGCCCGGGGCCAAGAGCUCUUGAACAAACAUAUUGGUGUCUACGAUAAGUUGUUGACCAAAAUUAAUGACCCCAAUUUUAUGAGUAAAGAUGCUGAGAUUAUAGAGAGAGACUUGCACAGAACGUUUCCGGAUAAUGUUCAUUUCCAAAAACCCAAGGGCAGUGACGAGGAUCCAGUAAUUAUAGGGUCUUUGAGGAGGGUUUUGAAAGCGUUUUCGAUAUAUAAUUCCAAGAUUGGUUAUUGCCAGUCAAUGAACUUUUUAGCUGGUCUUUUGCUUUUGUUCAUGGAUGAAGAGAGAGCAUUUUGGAUGCUUGUUAUUAUGACGUCCAAGUACCUUCCAGGCGUUCAUAGCAUAAACCUAGAAGGUGUUAACAUUAACCAAGGUGUUCUCCUACUAUGUGUCAAGGAGUAUCUGCCCCAGUUCUGGCAUAGGAUAUACUCUGAUAAAGAUAAGCGUGGCGACCAAGGAAAGAUUUCAGACAAAAACGAAUUUCUCUACAAGUUACCACCCGUCACUCUUUGUACAGCAAGCUGGUUUAUGAGUUGUUUUGUCGGUGCGGUACCCAUUGAAACUACGUUGCGAAUCUGGGACUCGCUUUUCUACGAGGGUUCACAUAUUCUCUUCAAGAUUUCUUUGGCGAUUCUAGAACUAAGCGAACACAGCUUACCUAAAUCGCACCAUCACUUCCACAAUAGACACCAGGAUGACGAAGACAUGGAACUAUUCCAAGCUAUCCAAACGUUCCCAAAACACUUGAUCAAUCCUAAUGAACUCAUAGACAAGGCCAUUUUCAAAAGACGAUUAAAGUUUAACGCUCUGGAUCAAGAAGAGAUCGAACGUUGCAAAAAGUACGUGAUAUCGCAAAGGGCGAAGUACAAGAACUUCCAAGAGGUCAUGAAGAAUGAGAACGGUGUCCCAAACAAAAGAGAUCCUAAAUUGGAUCAGGAACUAAUAGACGAAACGUUCUCAAGCGAAGGGUACGGCUUCAAAAGGGGACUAAACGGGGUCCAUUGGAACAACAACAUAAAAGAAAGAGUGCGCAGAUUAAGCAGAAAAAAGUAA